CUUUGUUAGUCUUUUGAAUUAUUCUCCAUUCUCAAAUUCUUAUUGUUUAAUAUUAUUCUUCUUAGUAUUUUUCCUAUUCUACUUUUUGGUUAUUGUUGUAAAUGGCUGGCUUAGAGGAACUUUUAAACGAGACCAAAACGACUUUAGAAAAGGGUCAAGAUACUACACAAAUUAGACGCCGUUUAGUUCAGUUCGAAAAUGCGCAAAGUAGAAAGAAUGCAAAUGUCCAAUUGAAUAUUGCAAAAUGUUAUUUAGAAGAAGCUAAAUCAAAAGUUGGCUCUGAAAGGAAAAAUAAAUUAAUUGAAGCUGAAGUGUGGAUCAAAAAAUCAUUGGCUACUUUUGUUUUAUUCGAUGCAUUGGUGACGAAGGGUAAAAUUCUUGGUUUGAAAAUUAGUGAAAGUAAAAAUGAUUGGGAUAAUGCACAAUGGGCGUUAGAAGCUUAUAAUACAUUACUUGACGCAGAGAAAAUUAACAAGGACGACGAUGAUGUUCUUUUGAUGCGUGCAAUCAUGAUGUACUACGCAUCGGGAAUGAACUGGUUUGAAAGAAAUGGAGCAAAAGCGUUUUGCCCUGCUAGUAGAACUUUAAUUAACGAGUCAAGUUUUGAGAAGACAAUUUCAAUUUUGAAAAAGUGCAAAACAAAUCGCAUUGAAAAAUACUAUUAUUUGGCCAAGUAA
This is a messenger RNA of Meloidogyne enterolobii, 677 nucleotides long. NCBI's taxonomy places the organism in Eukaryota, Metazoa, Nematoda, Chromadorea, Rhabditida, Meloidogynidae. The record is from the annotation of a GenBank genome assembly.